GUUUGCGAAAAAUCAAUUUUUUGCAAGUCCAACGCUGUCUGUGCAUAUUUCAUUUGAAUUAAAAGUCAAAAGAAUAAUGUCCACCAAUGCUGACUGUUUCAUUGUGUUGCCCACAAAUUGUGCAAAUGGCUGUUUAAUUCUAGGUCGCAACGCUGACGAUGCGACAGCGGUGGGCGUGGCCACCGAAAUCUGUUACUAUGAUGUCAGCGAUGUGCUCGAGGGGAAGACUGAUGGCGGCGCUGCGUUGGAGCCGGUUGGCGAUGCACAACGUGUCAUAUUGCAGAAACCCAAGCCUGGGCUGUGGGGCGGCGACUUUGGAGCGAAUGAAAAAGGCGUGGCUAUCAGCCUCAGCUGGAGUGGCGGCGGCGAGGAGCAGGCAACAGACACCGAUUGCCUGCUGGGCACCGAUAUAGUGCGCAUUGCUUUAGCUGCUUGCCAGCAGGUGGAGGAUGCCGUGGAUCGAGUGGGCGAAUUGGUGGCCAAGCACAGUGGCGACAAUGCCAAGCUGAACUUUAUCGUUUGUGAUCCGACAGCUGCCUGGCUGCUGAGCUGCGCCGGCAAAGUGUGGGCAGCUGAGAAGUUGCAGGCCAGCUGGCUGCGUUUGCCCAGCGGUGGUUUGACUGUCACCGAUAAUGUGGACAAAUCCAGUGAGGGCUUGGAUAAGUCAGCUAGCUUUGCGGCUGCUCAUGAUGCUGAGGCGCAGGCGCCGGCGGCGGAUUGGUGUGGUCCCAGGCCAGCAGGCGAUGGCAACUAUACACAACAGGAUAUGUUUGAGACGCUGCGCUUAGCCAGCGGCCUGGGCUCGCGGGCGGCCAAUGUGUCCGUCUUGAGUGGUGGCAAGGGAAGUGGUGGCUCUAUAUCGUGCCACUGGUUCACCGGGACACCCAAUGCCGCCGACUCUGUGUUCAAGCCGUUUGUAUUUGCGCCCAAGCCGCGCAUUUCACCACUGACCCAGGUGCAGGCGGAUGCGGAGCAGACUUUGUUGCACAGUUUGCAUGGCAAUCGGAAGCCGGCUGCUUUGGAGCAUUUGCGGAGCUUGGAGCGAUCCUGUGUGGAUGAGUUGAACAAUUACUUUUCGAUACAGGAUCAUGCCAGCGAUGAGCUGGACGAACUGCUCAAGGAUUGCGUCGAGGCCGAGGUCAAAUUCUAUCGCUAAAUGCACUCAGACACAUAUAUAUAUAUAUAUAUAUAUAUAUAUAUAGAUAUAUACAGAUAUAUUUAUUGAUAUUCAAAACUAGCUUGCAAACCCAACUCGACAACGCUCCAAUUUGAUAUAUAGUAUUCAUAAGAUUAUGCUUAGGAUAUUCGUCG
This is a messenger RNA of Drosophila grimshawi, 1311 nucleotides long. RefSeq names its product secernin-3. Gene Ontology annotation, biological process: proteolysis. The record is from RefSeq and is a predicted model, not a curated record. Gene Ontology annotation, molecular function: dipeptidase activity; cysteine-type exopeptidase activity. The transcript is spliced from 3 exons. Bases 77 to 1156 code for a protein of 359 amino acids. Lineage: Eukaryota; Metazoa; Arthropoda; Insecta; Diptera; Drosophilidae.